CAUAUUUGGGUCACUGUACGAAGGUGAUAUCGUCUGUCCGCACACCAAUCUCCCACAACAUCUGCAAACAAUUCAAGCGAUUGGAUCAGCUGUUGGUGCGUUGCUUGCAGGGCAUAUCGCCGAUUAUUACGGCAGGAAAUGGGUGACGUAUUCGGGUGCUGUGCAAAUGACUGUUUUCGGUUUCAUGGGAGCACUGUCAGUGAAUUGGCAGAUGUUAGCGUUUGCGAUGUUGGGUAUGGGAUUUUCGUAUGGUGUUUUGAUAGAUGCGAGCAUGACGCUGGCUUGUGAAACGGUUGGCAGGCGAUAUCGCAUCGUGCAAACUCUCGCUUUUCAGUGGUCACUCGCCUUACAAGUAUCAUCUUUGUGUGCGUAUUUGACGGGUGAAUGGCGACGUUAUUUGCUGGUGAUGAAUGCAUCAUCACUACCCGUAUUAGCGCUUAUGUUGUUCUGGUUGGAGUCACCCAGAUGGCUGAUUCAAAAGAAACGAUACACCGAGGCAGCAUUCAAUAUCAAUCGAAUCUCCUAUUACAAUCGUUCUCAGGAAACAUUUUCGCCGAAUGAUCUCGUUCAUAUCAAAGUUCACGAUGGAGAUAGAAGGAUGUUCCUUUCGAUCGGUGCGUUGAUCUCAACACCGAACUUAACCGCGUACUCAUUUGUGAUGUUCAUGUCAGCAUUAACCGUUGAGAUGUGUGUUGCUGUCAUCUUGUUUGAUGUUCAGGCAAAGCUGUAUCCAACAGUUAUUCGAGCGAUGGCAGUUGGGGUGUUUGGUGUGGUCGAGCGAAUCGGUGGAGGACUUGCACCGCAGCUUAUCACAGUGAAUCAUUUGGUAUGGUCUCAGGCGGCAGUUACUGUCACAACAGUUGUCGUCUUCAUCUCCCUGCUCUCCGGUUAUAUGAUUCUGCCAGAAACGCGUAACGCCUCAAUGCCAGACCUCAUUGAAAGUGCCUCUGAGAAGAGCUGUUCCACCACCAACAAAACUCAUAGUGAACAACAUUCAAUGAAAACGUUCGUCAAAUAG
This is a messenger RNA of Anisakis simplex (herring worm), 1018 nucleotides long. The record is from the annotation of a GenBank genome assembly. Lineage: Eukaryota; Metazoa; Nematoda; Chromadorea; Rhabditida; Anisakidae.